This is a messenger RNA of Lactuca virosa, 3976 nucleotides long. NCBI's taxonomy places the organism in Eukaryota, Viridiplantae, Streptophyta, Magnoliopsida, Asterales, Asteraceae. The record is from the annotation of a GenBank genome assembly.
UAAUUCCCUACCCUAAUCUCCGGUUCUCGACGCCGCUACUCUCUCGAUUUUCUCGAUCGUCCCAUCUAGAUUCUUAAACUAUAUUUUAAGGAGAUAUAGAUAUUCUUGUCCCUGAAUCUACCCUAAUCUCCGGUUCUCGACGCCGUCAUUCUCUUGACUUUCUCCAUCAUCCCAUCUAGAUUCUUAAACUAUAUUUUACGGAGAUAUAGACAUUCUUGUCUCUGAAUCAACAACAUAUAUGCUUACUUUUUUUCAAGGUCUUCUGUAAACUACACGAUUAGGGAUUAAGGUUUGGAUCGCUAGCAAUGGAUGAUGUAUGUGAAGGCACAUCUAUCUCGUUCCCGAAACAAGAAGAGAAGAUCUUAAAAUGGUGGACUGAAGUGAAAGCAUUUGAAACCCAACUUGAAAAAACCAAACACCUGCCAGAAUACAUCUUCUACGAUGGCCCUCCGUUUGCCACUGGUCUCCCUCACUACGGGCACAUCCUUGCUGGAACAAUCAAGGACAUUGUCACACGAUACCAGACCAUGACGGGGCAUCACGUCACACGGCGGUUUGGUUGGGAUUGCCAUGGGCUGCCGGUGGAGCAUGAGAUUGACAUGAAGCUUGGGAUUAAGAGCAGAGAGGAUGUGAUUAAGAUGGGGAUUGACAAGUAUAAUGAAGAGUGUAGGAGUAUUGUUACUAGGUACGUUGGGGAGUGGGAGAAGGUAAUUACGAGGACUGGGAGGUGGAUUGAUUUCAAGAAUGAUUACAAAACUAUGGAUUUGAAUUUCAUGGAGAGUGUUUGGUGGGUGUUUUCUCAGUUAUAUAAGAAAAACCUUGUCUACAGAGGGUUUAAGGUGAUGCCAUACAGUACAGGCUGCAAGACUCCAUUGUCCAAUUUCGAGGCUAAUUCAAACUACAAGGAAGUGCUUGAUCCUGAAAUCAUGGUGACUUUUCCAAUUGUUGAUGAUCAAGAUGGUGCUGCAUUUGUUGCAUGGACAACCACACCAUGGACGCUCCCUAGCAAUCUUGCACUUUGUGUCAACUCAAGUUUUGUAUAUGUCAAGGUGAAGAACGAAUCCAAUGGAAAAAUUUACAUAGUUGCUGAAUCUCGAGUAUCAGAGCUUCCAGUAGAGAAGGGAAAAAAAGGAGUACCAAAAGGAGCCGUGGAUGACAAUUCAGCUCCCAGAACCAAGGGAUCUGCCAAUGGAAAUGCAAAAAACUCUGUCGUUGCUUAUCAAGUGCUGGAUAAAUUUCCAGGAUCUUCACUUGUGGGUAAAAAGUAUGUCCCAUUAUUUGAUUAUUUCAAAGAGUUAUCAGAUGUCGCGUUUAGAGUUGUUGCGGAUGAUUAUGUCACUUCCGAUAGCGGAACUGGAAUUGUUCACUGUGCUCCGGCAUUUGGUGAAGACGAUUAUCGUGUUUGUAUGGAAAACCAAAUAAUCAAUAAGGGAGAAAAUCUAAUUAUGGCAGUUGAUGAUGAUGGCUGCUUUACUGAGAGAAUUACUGAUUUCAGUGGUCGAUAUGUCAAAGAGGCAGAUAAAGAUAUUAUUCAAGCAGUGAAGGACAAGGGGAGGCUGGUCAAGUCUGGAAAAUUCACACAUUCAUAUCCGUUUUGCUGGAGAUCUGAUACCCCUCUCAUCUACAGAGCAGUUCCCAGCUGGUUUGUAGCAGUAGAGAAGUUGAAAGGUCAGUUGCUCGAGAAUAAUGAGAAAACAAAAUGGGUUCCUGCUUUUGUGAAGGAAAAGCGGUUUCACAAUUGGCUUGAAAAUGCUAGAGACUGGGCGAUUAGUCGAAGUAGGUUUUGGGGCACUCCUCUUCCUAUAUGGAUCAGUGAGGAUGGUGUGGAUAUUGAAGUUAUUGGUUCAGUUGAAGAACUUGAAAGACUCUCUGGGAAGAAAGUCACCGACCUACAUCGCCACAAAAUUGAUCACAUUACUCUUCCAAGUCCACGUGGUCCAAAGUUUGGUGUGCUUCGCCGUGUAGAAGAUGUGUUUGACUGCUGGUUUGAGAGUGGGUCAAUGCCAUAUGCAUAUAUCCACUAUCCGUUUGAAAAUGAGGACUUCUUCCAUAAGAACUUCCCCGGACAUUUUGUUGCAGAGGGGUUAGAUCAAACUCGUGGAUGGUUUUACACUCUGAUGGUCCUGUCGACGGCAUUAUUUGAGAAACCUGCAUUUAGGAAUCUUAUCUGCAAUGGUCUUGUUUUGGCUGAGGAUGGGAAAAAGAUGAGUAAAAGAUUGAAGAACUAUCCUUCUCCCAUGGAAGUCAUCGAUAACUAUGGGGCUGAUGCACUACGAUUAUACAUUAUAAAUUCUCCGGUAGUGCGCGCAGAACCUUUGCAUUUCAAAAAGGAUGGAGUAUAUGGUGUUGUAAAAGAUGUGUUAUUUCCAUGGUACAAUGCAUACAGAUUUCUCGUUGAAAAUGCAAAAAGACUUGAAGUGGAGGGGCUUGCACCCUUUGUUCCUCAUGACCGAGUCACUCUUCUCAACUCGCCUAAUGUGCUUGAUCAGUGGAUCAACUCAGCCACUCAGAGUCUCGUUUAUUUUGUCAGACAGGAAAUGGAUGCUUAUCGUCUCUAUACGGUAGUUCCUUAUCUUUUGAAAUUCAUUGACAAUUUGACUAAUAUAUAUGUAAGAUUCAAUCGCAAGAGAUUGAAAGGCCGCACUGGAGAAAACGACUGCAGAACUGCACUUUCAACUCUCUACCAUGUGCUUUUAACUGUUUGUAAAGCAAUGGCUCCAUUCACACCUUUUUUCACUGAGGUUCUUUAUCAUAACUUACGAAAAGUAGCCAAUGGAUUAGAGGAAAGCAUUCACUUUUGCCCUUUCCCUGAAGUGGAAGGGAAGGGUGGUAGCCGCAUCGAACAAAGUGUUCACAGAAUGAUGACAAUCAUCGAUCUUGCACGUAAUGUCCGCGAGCGCCACAAUAAAUCUCUCAAAACUCCACUCAGAGAGAUGAUUGUUGUGCAUCCAGAUGCUGAGUUUCUUGAUGACAUCGCUGGCAAACUGAAAGAGUAUGUGUUGGAGGAGGUCAAUGUUAUAUCUGUUGUGCCCUGCAAUGAUCCUUUGAAGUAUGCUUCUUUACGCGCUGAACCUGAUUUCAGUGUGUUGGGCAAAAGAGUGGGCAAGUCGAUGCGAGUAGUUGCUGAUGCAGUGAGGGCAAUGUCACAGGAAGAAAUUUUAUCUUUUGAAAGAGCAGGAGAAAUUACUAUUGCUACUCACUGCUUGAAGCUCACUGAUAUCAAGAUUGUUCGUGGAUUUAAACGCCCUGAUGGUCUGACCGAAGAGCAAAUGGAUGCAUCUGGUGAUGGUGAUGUAUUGGUAAUAUUGGACUUAUGCCCUGACGACUCUUUGCUCAAAGCUGGUUUUGCACGUGAGGUUGUUAGCCGUAUUCAAAAGUUACGGAAGAAGGCUGCACUCAUACCCACUGAUUCGGUCGAGGUCUACUUCAAGUCGUUGGAUGAAGACACAUCAGUCUCUGCCCAAAUGUUAAAAUCUCAGGAAGUGUACAUCAAAGAAGCUAUAGGGUCUCUUUUACUUGACCCUAGCCUGACUCCGGAACAUGCAGUAAUAAUUGCUGAGGAGACGCACCACAACAUUUUGAAUUGCGACUUUCAAAUAACUUUGUCAAGACAAACAUUAAUGUUUAAUGAUAACGCAAUCCUUCAAUUAUAUACAGGUAAUGCAAAAUAUGCACAUGCAUUGAAGGUAUAUUUGUUAUCGAGGGACCACUCCAUUCUGAAAUCAGAAUUUCGACUGGGAAAUGGCAAGAUUAAAGUGGAUUGCAUUGAAACUCUGCCUGAUGUUGAUGUGGUCUUGGGAGAACAUGUGUUCUUGACGGUUGGGGAUUAUUACUCUGCGACCACCAAUCACAAUUCUUAACCACAAAUUCUUUUAACAAAUAACUGUAAUUAUUAUGUUACGAGGUUAUUAAAUUAAACAUGUCUUUCUGAUGAAAACGGAACAAGGAAGUUAACUUAUUAAUUAUUAUAACCUGU